AUCAGAAGCUUUGCGCGCCACACACAUACCUGUGCUUUCUCUUUCUCAGUUUCUCUUAGCAGUCUUUUUCUCUUUUCUGGAAGUUCCAUGGUAGUUAUACUGUAAAAAUGAAUUCCAACGCAUCAUCAUCUACACAUCCCCUACCGCCGCAGCAGCCGCAAUCCAUGGCCACCACGUCAUCAGCCGCCACUACAUCGACGGCCACAGAUGGUGGUGGCAAGAAGGUCAGGAAACCCUACACCAUCACCAAGUCUAGAGAGAGCUGGACAGAAGAAGAACACGACAAGUUCCUCGAAGCUCUUCAGCUGUUUGACCGUGACUGGAAAAAGAUUGAAGAUUUUGUGGGUUCAAAAACAGUUAUCCAGAUUCGGAGUCAUGCCCAGAAAUACUUUUUGAAGGUCCAGAAGAAUGGGACAAUGGCCCAUGUUCCUCCACCUCGUCCUAAACGCAAGGCCACGCAUCCUUAUCCGCAAAAAGCAUCAAAAAAUGUUUUAGCACCCCUGCAGGCAUCUGUGGCUUAUCCGUCAGCAAAUACCCUUGCUGCUGGAUAUGCUCCAUGGGAUGAUGCUUCCAUUAUGAUAAAUGCAACAUCCAGCAAAAUUAUGUCACCGCAAGAAGAUUUUACCAAUUUACCUGGAGCUGAAGCACUUAUUAUGGCAUACCACGUUACUGAUUCAGCUGAUAUUGGAUCAAAGGGCGUAUCCAGGAUGGGUAACAGUUCUGUUAGUUGCAUUGGAAGCUCAAGUAGAACACUAAUCACUUCAGAGACGCCAAAGCAGGGGAAACAAGUUCCUAUGCUUCAUGGUAUACCGGACUUUGCUGAAGUGUAUGGCUUCAUAGGGAGUGUCUUCGACCCAGAGACCAAAGGCCAUGUGCAAAAGCUCAAGGAAAUGGAUCCCAUAAAUUUUGAAACGGUUUUAUUGUUGAUGAAGAACCUCAGUGUUAACUUGUCUAGCCCUGAUUUUGAGCCAAUUAAGAAGGUCAUGUCAUCCUAUGACGCCAAUUCAAAAUCGGUGGGGAUUGUUGCAAACAACCAAACGAGGGAUAUAUCAUGUUGAACUAUUAAUACUUACAGUUAGCUGACUAGUAUGUUUGUUAUUUCCAUUAGUUUUCUUCUCACCACAUUUAUUUUUUCCUAUAUUAUACCUUUACUCUUCUUGUAAUUUCCGCCUUCACCUCAAAUUCUGAUUUCGUCACUAUCAUCGUUGAUGAUUAUAAAUUAAGAGUGCCUAAUGUAAUUGUUCUUGUAUCGCUUACGUGGAAAAUUUGCAAAAUUUAGGGAGAAACCAUUGCUACAAUAGGCAGGAGAGAUUGUGAAUGAUGUUGAGUGUAAGUAGGUAGUGAUUUUGAAGUGUCUAAAUCUUAGUGUCCACUUACCUCAGUGGGAAUGGUUGUUAUUUGCAGCAAGCAGUGUGUUUAUAUCUUAUCAAAUGUAUUUAGUUGCUCAUCUUUAAGCUGAUGACUUUCUCAAGUAGAUGGGUAUUUGUAGACAGUUUCCAAAUUGCCAAUUAAAGCAAAAAUACAAGAGUUUUGAGUAUUGUA
Messenger RNA from Pistacia vera, 1542 nucleotides. RefSeq names its product protein REVEILLE 8-like. The transcript has 8 exons. Gene Ontology annotation, molecular function: DNA binding. Bases 108 to 1058 code for a protein of 316 amino acids. The record is from RefSeq and is a predicted model, not a curated record. Lineage: Eukaryota; Viridiplantae; Streptophyta; Magnoliopsida; Sapindales; Anacardiaceae.